CACCGAAAGUAUAUGUGUUAAGUAGAAAGUUUUUAUUAUAUUUGUCCUGGAGCAAACCGUUUAGGGAAAAGAAUCCUCAUGAUGAUCUUGAAUCAUUGAUCCACUUCCUUCCUUUUCGUCUUCAUUACAUACUCCCCAUCUCUAACCUCCCAACACAUUUACCUUUCCCCCCUCAAUCUCUCCACUAAUUAUCCUAUCAAAUAAAUAUAUAUGUAUACCAUCUGAUAUCUCUUCCCUCAAUCACCGGAUCAGUUAUGGCCUCCGAUGUGCCAGAAUCCUCCAAACGCCAAGCCUGGUUUUGUACCACCGGACUACCCAGCGACGUCGUUGUAGACGUCGGGGAUAUGACCUUCCAUCUCCACAAGUUUCCGUUAAUGGCGAAAAGUAAAAAGCUACACGAGAUGAUUACCGAGCAAGAAAAGAAUCACACUGCUGAAACUGUAUCUGAAAAUUCAAACAACGAAGAGAUACGAGAAGAAACAGAUACGGAGCAUGCUCACAUCACGCUACCGGAUUUUCCAGGAGGAUCGGAAGCGUUUGAGGCUGCUGUUAAAUACUGUUACGCCGUUAAAAUCGAGCUCACGCCGUUAAACGUCGCUCCACUCCGGUGUGCCGGAGAAGUGUUGGAGAUGACGGAAGAAUACAGUGAGGAUAAUCUCGUUUCCAAAACCGAACGGUUUUUAUCGCAAACAGUGUUUAAAAGUUUGAAAAAUUCGAUCAAAAUGUUGAAGUCAUGUGAAGAUCUGUUACCUUUGGUGGAUUCGCUUGGCAUUGUGCAAAGGUGCAUCGAUUCGAUCGUUUCCAAAGCUUCGUCUUCGGAUCCAUCGCUGUUCGGUUGGCCGGUUCAUGAUGCUAUUAGUUUCGAUGGUGCUGCAUCCUCACGCGAAACUAGUUCCAGAAGAAAUGGAACUGGUGGAGAUAAGUGGUUCGAUGAACUUAAAAACCUCAGUCCUGAAUUAUUCAAGCGGUUAAUAGUCGCUAUCAAAUCUCGAGAUCUGAAUCCUGAAAUCGUUGAGAAUUGUCUCAUUUCCUAUGCGAAAACACGCAUUCCUGGCGUGAAUCGUGCUGGUAGGAGGUCUUCGUCUUCGUCUAUACCUUCAGAGGUUGAACAAAAGGAGCUGCUGGAAACUAUCGUUACGAAUCUUCCAGAAGAAAACGGUUUAAGAUCUUCUCAAGCGGUUACCAUAUUUUUCGGAAUGUUGAGAGCUGCAAACAUUCUAAACGCUUCCGAUGCUUGUCGAGCAACUUUAGAGAAGAAAAUCGGAUUACAACUCGAACAAUCGACACUGGAUGAUCUUCUAAUUCCUAGUUAUUCUUACUUGAAGGAGACGUUAUAUGAUGUCGAUUGUGUCCAAAGGAUUCUAGCUCACUUUCUACAUAGGGUAGAACAGAUGACAACAACCGCAGAUGUUGAUGUGAUUGAUGAUGAAGACGCUGGUGACGAACAGAAUCGUAACAGAUUUGUGGAAUUAAUGCUUGUAGGAAAGUUAAUCGAUGGUUACUUGUCGGAAAUUGCUUCGGAUACUAAUCUGAAGCCGGAGAAGUUUUUGGAGCUUGCGUUUGCGUUACCCGAACAGGCAAGGGUAUAUGAUGACGGACUUUACAGAGCUGUAGACGUUUACCUCAAGGCGCAUCCAUGGUUAAAGGAAGCUGACCGGGAGAAAAUUUGCGGAGUAAUGGAUUGCCGGAAGCUGACGUUAGAAGCGUGUACACACGCAGCACAAAACGAACGGCUUCCACUGCGAGCUGUGGUGCAGGUGCUGUUUUUCGAGCAGUUGCAGCUCCGUCAGGCGAUCGCAGGAACACUGAUGUCAGUCGACACAGGUCAGACAGAUAUGCAGACAGUACCUGUGGAACAACAAGACGAAUCGGUUGUUGAAGGUGAGGUGGUAAGACACUUGGGAAGCACAUGGACCGCGGCGGUGAGAGAGAAUCAGGUGCUACGCCUAGAUAUGGAUAGCAUGAGGACUCGGGUGCACCACUUGGAGCGCGAGUGUUCAACAAUGAGAAAAGCGAUUGCGAAGAUAGACAAAGUAGACCCUGUUGUAACAAAUGGUCGAAGAGGCUCGAUCUGGAAGAAUUUCGGGUGCAAGUUUAAGACCCAAGUGUGCGACUCGCAGGAGCCCACGCUUGUGCAGGCUCGAAAGACUCGAACCCAUAAGCACCUUAAACAACAGUAGCUGAACCGAGUUGUUGAUCCACAAUAAUUUUUAUAAAAGUAACGUAGUGGGUAAUUCUUUUUUCCCAAUGUUAUUAAUUAUUUAAGUAAAAUAUGUAGUUAUUUUAUAUGUAUAAUUUCAGAGUUUUUAUUGUGAACACAGCUUUUGAGAGAUAGUGGAAACUGAAGUUGUGGAAGCAGUGCUACUAUUCUUUGUUUGUUUGGUUGUGACCAAAUCAAAUCUGUCUUGUAAAGAAGAUUUAUUUGGUCUGGUGGAAUAAAUAUAUUUUCUAUCUUUUUUUUUAUUUUUUAUACAUGAUGGUAUUAAAAUAAUGUAAGGUUUAUGAUUAUUUACAUGUGGAUCGACGUGUCUUUUGUAAACAAUGUGCAUAUCAUUUACAUUCA
Helianthus annuus (common sunflower) is the source of this 2563-nucleotide messenger RNA. Its product is annotated as BTB/POZ domain-containing protein At5g66560. Gene Ontology annotation, molecular function: protein binding. The coding region runs from base 255 to 2180 and encodes 641 amino acids. NCBI's taxonomy places the organism in Eukaryota, Viridiplantae, Streptophyta, Magnoliopsida, Asterales, Asteraceae. The transcript has 4 exons. The record is from RefSeq and is a predicted model, not a curated record.